GUAUGACCAAUUCACAAGCAACAUCAACAUCGUAUCAGUAGUAUCUCGGCAUACAAAUAACAUAGCCAGGCAAGUUCCAUCGAAUAGAAAACCCAGGCGGAAACACCUUCGAAGUCCCACCCCGGCCAAUCGCCAACUUUCGAUAACCGGUAUCACCUCCACCCACUUUGACAACGAGAUAUGGCCGUACAACUCCCCGUAGCUAGGGGUAUCUCUGUAGACACCACAGGAGCCGAGAUCAUUGCAGAAGAUUCACCAGCUACACGUGAUGCAAGAGGAAUCUACCUACCGGCUUAUCGAGAACUGCUCUCACACGUCGCUAUUGAUAUCGGCGGUUCUCUAGCCAAGAUCGUCUAUUACAGCCGCUCCCCCAACCCGCCUGGCCGAUCAACCUCUUCCUCAACCUCAAAGACCGCAUCAUCAUCCUCUGCAUCCUCUUCACAACAUACCUUCACAGAAGUCGAUGGAGAUAGCACAUCGUGGACACCGAAAGUCAACGGAGCCUUGACACCGGAUGUGCUUACUGCAAGUCUCAAGCAGAAAGAGGUCGAGCUCGGCGGGUCCGGGUCAGGGUUGGGAGCAGGGUCGAGGGUAGCAGGAUCAUCGUCGGGAUCGCGUUCAAAUGCAGACGUCGCAGGGUCCAGGAAGACGACAUCCAUCCCCCUCAAACGGGGUCACGCACGACAUCACUCUCUCCUCCGUCGAGGAUCCCUCCCUCCCAACUUCCCCGGUGGGACCCUCAACUUUGUCCGGUUCGAGACCGAACAGAUCACCCAGCUCAUCGAUUUCCUCAACGACCUCAUCAAGUCCUCCGCUGCUACCAACCACGUGACCGAGUCCGAGAUGCGUAAAGGCGUCCGGGUGAUCGCUACCGGUGGAGGCGCGCACAAGUAUUACGACAUGUUGGUCGAAGGGACCGGGUUGAAGGUGCAUAGGGAGGAAGAGAUGGAGUGCCUGAUCACCGGGUUGGGGUUCAUCACGAGUAUCCCGGACGAGGUGUUUUGGUACUCGGACGAGCUGGUCUACGAGAUCUCUCACCGAGGCAAGGAAGAGGCCGUAGCUAGCUCCAGCUCCAACACGCCAGCCCGGACAGAAGACCCUCCAACGUCCAUUCCAGCCGACCCUACCCCAACCGAGCGUAAAAACCUGCCCCGACCUUCCCCUGAUCCUCCAUCAUACCAAGUCACGUUCGAUACGUCGGGUAGCCCGCAAUUCCCCUGCUUGUUGGUCAACAUCGGGAGUGGGGUGUCGAUCGUCAAGGUGGACGAGGACGGGAGUUUCGAGCGGGUCAGCGGGACGAGUCUGGGUGGAGGAACGUUGUGGGGAUUGUUGAGUCUGAUCACCGAGGCGACGACGUUUGACGAAAUGCUGGCUUUAUCGGAAAAGGGCGACAACGCCGCGGUAGACAUGCUCGUCGGUGACAUCUACGGAUCGGAUUACAACAAGAUCGGUCUUAAAUCGAGCACGAUCGCUUCGUCUUUCGGCAAGGUCUUUAAAAAGGGCGCGGCGGAUAGGAAAAAGGCGUUCAGCCAGGAGGAUAUCAGCAAGAGUUUGUUGUACGCUAUCAGCAAUAAUAUCGGGCAGAUUGCCUACAUGAACGCCGAAAAGUACGGUCUGGACCGGAUAUACUUUGGAGGGUGUUUCAUCCGGGGACACGCUGCUACCAUCUCGUGCUUGUCCUACGCGAUCCGCUUCUGGAGCAAAGGAACCGUCCGAGCGAUGUUCUUGCGGCAUGAAGGGUUCCUCGGGUCAAUCGGCGCUUGGAUACGGAACGUCGAGGCGACCGAGGGGGGAAAGGCAGGGCAGGAUGGGCAAGGACAGGGGGAGGAAGAGAAGAUGGUACAGGAGUGAAGUAGAGGAUCACUAGACGACAGCGGAUGUUGGUUGUUUGGAUGGCGCGUGUUGAUCACGAUAUCAUCAUAUAUGCUUCAAACGGGGCCGUACAAGCGUCGCAUCUAUGGACCUUGAUUGAAUCACGACGCGAUAGG
Messenger RNA from Filobasidium floriforme, 1988 nucleotides. Its product is annotated as putative pantothenate kinase. Gene Ontology annotation, cellular component: nucleus; cytosol. NCBI's taxonomy places the organism in Eukaryota, Fungi, Basidiomycota, Tremellomycetes, Filobasidiales, Filobasidiaceae. Gene Ontology annotation, biological process: coenzyme A biosynthetic process. The record is from RefSeq and is a predicted model, not a curated record. Gene Ontology annotation, molecular function: pantothenate kinase activity; ATP binding. The coding region runs from base 181 to 1851 and encodes 556 amino acids. The transcript has 6 exons.